AUGUCGAAUUCUGAUGAAAGAGAUAUUGUUGAAACUGUUAGAACAGUGAGGACGAAUCUCAGAUAUCAGAAGAUGCAAGACAAUAAAAAUAAAGAAGUAAUAUCUAGAUAUAUCCAUAAAAUUGAAGAAAAUCAAUUAAGUGAACCAGAAAACAUUGAUGAAUUUGUUGCAAAAGCUGACGAAUUGACUAAAAGACCAAAAAUUUUGAAGCAUAACAUUGAAAAUAAAACUAUGAAGAAAGUUUUUACCAAAUGGGAAAAUAAAACGAAACAAAAGGAUAAAAAAACCGAGGUUGACAAAGUGAAACUUGUUGACGAAGACCAAAAUAAGUCAAUUAAACUGUUAUCUCCAAGAAAAUCAAGAAAACCAUCAGAUAUUAAACGAAAAACUCUUCCAAAAAGAACAAACCCUAUUAUAUCUACUACAGUUAAGAAAACAAAACCAAUUCCUAUUUCAAAAACGUCUAGAAAAUCAGAUUCUUCAAUUCAAGGGAAAUCUGAAACUAUUACAAGCCAACAAACUCAGUUAGAUGCUAGUACAAUUGAUGUAAAACAAUUUCCAACAGAUCUCUUUGAAAUUUAUCAACAAAAAUAUUUACAAGCUCCAACAAAAAAGGAAGCCUCAGUGCACAAAUACAUUUCGGAUAUGCUUCAGAUAGCUUCAAGUGGAAGUGAUGACGAAUUUGUAGAAUUUCAAAGAAAAAAAGUUUUUGGAGAAAAUCCGCCAAAUGAAAUGCUAUUUGGUCCGACAAACAAUAACUCAGAUGAUGAUUUCAUGCAUUCUCUUAGUAAAGUUAUCGGAAUUAAAGCAAAAGUCGAAAAAGAAAAUGAUUCCGAAGAAUCUGAAAUAGAACCUUUUGAAUUUAAGAAUAUCGGAAGCUCAGAUGAUGAUUAUGAUGAUGAAAGAUCAGUUCCAAUUAAAAAUAGUCGGAAAUCUAGAUCAAGUCUACUUGGAAAUGGAAUAAACAAGCCAUCUGAAGGACAAAGGAAUCUUAAAAAGGAUAUUCUUCAAGAUGUUCUUGACCAAAUCUCAGAUUCAUCAGACGACAUAGAUUCUAAUGACUUCUUUAAAUUAAAUAUUGAAAAUUCCUCGAAAUCCUCGACUUCUUCAUUUAUUUUUGAUAAUCCUUUAAGAAGUGAUCACAGUGAUACUGAUAUGCAGAAAACUUCUUCUGAAAGCAUUUCACAAGAAAAGAUUAACAAAUCUGAACAGAAAACUACAAAAAUAGAAACAUCUUCAGAUGAAAUCAUAGUUCCUAUAAUGAAGAAUACUACUUCCAGAAGAAAAAGUCGUGCUUCUCAAACAAAUGAUUCGAUAUCCACAAUUUCACGAGCUUCUUCAUUCAAAAUACCUCCUAAAGAUAUUGAUAGCGAUGAUACUUCCACAAAUUCUGUUUCAAAAUCCAAAAAUAUUCAGAAAUCUGAAAAAUCAUAUAAUACAAGUGAUUCAGAAGAAGAUUUGCAUAAAAAUAUAAGUCCAACAUAUUCAUCAAAUGAUGUUAAUAUCCAUGAAACCAAAGAAACAUAUGAAUUCAGUUCACCAAUGAAAUUUAACACAAUCAAACACAGUUUUUCAGAUGGAUAUGCUUCAAGUAGCAAAAGUCCCAAUAUCAGAACAAAACAAUGGGACGAAUGGGUCCAAAAUCAGAUUAAUCAGAUUGGAAAAAGUCUUGGAACAACAGAAAAUGAAGGAACUCAUGAUGAAAGUGGAAUUGCUCCAUCAGAAAAGUCAAUUAAAUCAGAUGAUUUCGAUAAUGAUAUUGAAGAUAUUCCAAACAGCAAAUCAUCAGCAGAAGAUAAAACUAAUGUCAAUGAUUUGACAAAUAAUCAACUUCUUGAUGUUGAUUUAGAGGAAUAUUCAAAUGAAAAUGCUGAUGAUGAAAAUCAAGAACAGGAUUAA
Trichomonas vaginalis G3 is the source of this 1899-nucleotide messenger RNA. RefSeq lists its product as uncharacterized. The coding region runs from base 1 to 1899 and encodes 632 amino acids. NCBI's taxonomy places the organism in Eukaryota, Parabasalia, Trichomonadida, Trichomonadidae. The record is from RefSeq and is a predicted model, not a curated record. The transcript has a single exon.